AUGGUAGCAGAGUUAGAUGGCCGGUCACACGAAAAUCGGUCUUACUUAUGGAAUGUAAAACGAAUGGAGUUUAAAAGUCUGAAAGCACCGUUGAAUGAUGAUAUUGAUUCAAACGAUUAUGAUACAGAUGAAACUAACGAAGACGAUGAUAACGAUAAUGACAGAAAGAAGAAGGAUGAUCCAGAUUACAAAUUCGGGCAGAAACAACAACGAUCGACUUUAAAUAUUUCACAACUUGCAUUUAUGCAAAAUGCAUUAGGCUAUGGACAAACUGGAACGGUUUACGCUUGUUUGCAUAAAAAUCAGCGUGUAGCUACAGAAAUGGUUGAUAUUUCAAAAAAGAAACAAUUGUAUCAUCAGCUACAAAAGGAAAUGGAAAAAUAUGAACAUUUAAAACGGUUACAAAAUCUAUGUAUUCAAAUGCUUGUUGUGCAUGGAAUAUUGUUUUGUGUACACUGUCAUUUGUUUGGAUAUUAUGUAUCAUUGUAA
Molecule: messenger RNA, 489 nt
Organism: Didymodactylos carnosus
Lineage: Eukaryota; Metazoa; Rotifera; Eurotatoria; Philodinida; Philodinidae
Source: the annotation of a GenBank genome assembly